UGCCAUUCCAAAAGUAAACAAAUGAUAAUUGCUUUAUAAAAUCGUCGAAUUCUUCUCAUAGAAAAUGUAAAUUAGGUUGUUGACGUUCCAAAAAAUAUGCGAAUAUGUAUGGUAUCAGAUUUCUUUUAUCCGAAUGUCGGAGGAGUGGAAGAGCACAUUUUCAAUUUGUCGCAAUGUCUAAUCGGAAAAGGUCACAAGGUAGUUGUUUUGACACAUGAUUAUGGGACAAGAAAAGGAGUACGUUACAUGACAAAUGGCCUUAAAGUUUAUUAUAUACCAAUACAAAUAUUCUAUAAUCAAUCUGUACUGCCCACGAUGAUAGCAAAUAUUCCUUUGAUCCGAUUCAUUUUGUUGCGAGAACGAAUUCAGAUUGUACACGGGCAUUCAGCUUUCAGUAGUUUGGCUCACGAAGCAAUGCACAUAGGUGUUUUACUCGGAUUAAAAGCUGUUUUCACAGAUCACAGUCUUUUUGGAUUUGCCGAUUUGUCUGCCAUUGUUACGAAUAAGUUGUUGGAGAUAUUGUUGUCAAAUUGUAAUCAUUGUAUAUGUGUCUCUCAUACGGGUAAGGAAAACACUGUGUUGCGAGCCAAAGUGCAUCACAGUCGUGUUUCCGUAAUUCCAAAUGCUGUCGAUACCGCACGAUUUGCCCCUGAUCCAAAUAAUCGCCCAAAGAAUAAAACCAUCAAUGUGAUAAUAAUCUCCAGAUUAGUUUAUCGUAAAGGAGUAGAUUUAUUAGCUGAAGUAUUACCGCGUUUCAAGCAUUACAACAAUGUAAAUUUCAUUAUUGGCGGUGACGGACCAAAGCGAGAGCUUUUGGAAGAAAUCCGAGAAAAAGCAGAUAUGCAAGAUCGUGUAAAAAUUUUAGGUGCUUUGAAGCAUUCAGAAGUGCGGGAUGUUCUUACAAAAGGUCAUAUCUUUCUCAAUACUUCACUGACAGAGGCUUUUUGUAUGGCAAUUGUCGAAGCAGCUUCAUGUGGCUUGCAAGUUGUUUCUACAAAAGUAGGAGGAAUCCCUGAAGUAUUAUCGCCUGAGCUUAUUAUAUUAACUGAGCCAACAGUAGAUUCUGUAGAAAGAGGACUUAAAGCUGCAAUAGAGCGACAAAUAUUGUUUCGGCAAGAAAACAAGAAUACCAUCAAAAACGGAUGCUAUUCCAACGGAAAGGGUUCUAAUGGAACAAAUAACAACAAUCAUAACAUUAGAAUACACAAGCGCGUUCACAGUGACGGCGGUCGAAAAGAUCAAUACAAUAGAACAGAAAAUAGUCAAAACUCUCCUAAUCAUAAACGUACUAUCAGUGCUGGCAACAAAAACGAAAUGAAUUUGUUCAAAAAAUAUCACGUAGAACCAUUAUGUCCAUAUAAAUGUAACAAUAUUGUAUCCAAUUUAUAUAGCUGGCAAAAUGUCACAAUGCGAACUGAAAAAGUUUACCGUCGAGUCUUGCGAGAACCAUCAAAAACUCUCGGGGAAAAUUUAGUAAGCUUUCUCAAAACUGGAGUUUAUCCCUUUCUGUUAGUCGUCUCUUUGACAAGAAUCAUCCUCUUAUUAUUGGAUUAUUUUGUUCCGAGAGAUCACAUAGACAUAUGCAGAGAGUAUAAAUCCCAUGGAAACAUCAAUAGAAGUAAAAGUCUACGAAAAUGAUGUCAAUUAAAUUAAGUAACUACCGUCGUCGUAUUAAUCAUUGAGAUGUCAAACAACAUUUUUUUUACAUAAUUAUUUGUAUGUACUUUGUGUAGAAAAAGCAAACAAAUGUUAA
Culicoides brevitarsis is the source of this 1753-nucleotide messenger RNA. RefSeq names its product phosphatidylinositol N-acetylglucosaminyltransferase subunit A (gene PIG-A). NCBI's taxonomy places the organism in Eukaryota, Metazoa, Arthropoda, Insecta, Diptera, Ceratopogonidae. Gene Ontology annotation, cellular component: glycosylphosphatidylinositol-N-acetylglucosaminyltransferase (GPI-GnT) complex. The coding region runs from base 97 to 1638 and encodes 513 amino acids. Gene Ontology annotation, molecular function: phosphatidylinositol N-acetylglucosaminyltransferase activity. Gene Ontology annotation, biological process: GPI anchor biosynthetic process. The record is from RefSeq and is a predicted model, not a curated record. The transcript has 4 exons.